Molecule: messenger RNA, 987 nt
Organism: Trypanosoma theileri
Lineage: Eukaryota; Euglenozoa; Kinetoplastea; Trypanosomatida; Trypanosomatidae
Exons: 1
Coding region: 1-987 (328 amino acids)
Source: RefSeq, a predicted model, not a curated record
AUGAUGUUACCAUGCCGUCUGUUGUACUUAUUGGUUUUGCUUCUCAGUAUUGCCUCUGUAUGUUCUGCGUCUGAAGAGAUUCUACCUGCUGUAAUUGUUCCUUCUGGUGAACCGGAAUAUCUUGUGGUUAAUUUUGGUAUUGCUAAUCAUAGGCGUCGUAAAAAUAGGGAUCCAGCAAACAUAAUCUCUAAUGCUCAUAAAGAUAUACAGGACCCACUUAAAGAAGGGGCACAAGCGUUGAAAGAGGGUCCUAGUGGUAACCAGAAUGGCCCUUCUGGUGGUAAACCCGGUGAUAAAGGCCAGAAAGAGCAAUUGAAGGCUGCGGAAGGGCCGGGAAAAGAGGCGAGUGAGAGAGAAAUAACUAAGGAACGUCAAGAUACUGCGGUGGGUAAGAUAGAUGAUCCUACUGGAAUCCUUCAGGGAAUUCAAACACAAAUAUUAUCUGAAACCGCCCCAAGUUCUUCUUCGUCUGUUGUUUCUUCUGCACCACGUGCUGGUGACCCAACAAAAAGUGAAGAAACCUUAUCUAAGCAGAGUGAGAGUGGUGGUCCCGCACAAGAUACUAGUAACCAAAACGAUAAACGUCAAGGUGACAACACACAGAGCAACGAAAGCGAUAUAAAGGAUAGACCUCAAAAUACAUCAAACUCUACUUCUUCUAUUGAACCCUGUACAAGUAAUUCGGAGAGUCAUGAAAACAGUGCCACGAAGGAACAAACACACUCUACACAGGACUCUCCAACAACCAUUGGUACAGGUGAGAACACUAAAGCCGAAAACACGAACUCCAUCACUCUCAAUACAACCAGUAAUGAGGAAUCAAUCACGACAACGACAACGACAACACCACUUCCUCCUGUGUCUUCAAACACGAUGAUGCCAAAUGUGAAGGGUAAUGUUGACAGCAGCAGUAUCCGUAGCAGCAGUUCUGUGUGGGUGCGUGUGCCGCUACUGCUGGUGGCUGUGUUGUUCUCCGCUACUGUAUAG